Messenger RNA from Dovyalis caffra, 372 nucleotides. NCBI's taxonomy places the organism in Eukaryota, Viridiplantae, Streptophyta, Magnoliopsida, Malpighiales, Salicaceae. The record is from the annotation of a GenBank genome assembly.
AUGGCAUGGUGCAAUUCAGGCAGUCGAAACAUGAAUAGCUAUGCAAAAAGUGGGUAUGAUCGGAUUGGGUCAUUUAAAGCAUUGUUCCGCACUGAAUCAAAGACACCAAGGUGGAGAUUAUUGUGGCGGAAGAUGUUGAAGGAAAAGAGGAAGAUUUUUGACUGUUCAUCGUCGGCUCAGGUUUAUCAUACUUACGAUCCUUAUACGUACUCUCAGAAUUUUGAUCAUGGCUUGGUGAUGUCCAACCCUGAUGACAGCUCCCGGUCUUUCUCGGCUAGGUUUGCUGUUCCUUCCAGGAUUUUUGAGAAGGGUGGAUCGUAUAAUAUUGGAACUUUGAAAGUCUCUUCUUGUUCAUCAUCUUGUGGUCUCUAG